This is a messenger RNA of Dama dama (fallow deer), 1613 nucleotides long. It is a transcript of the gene GKAP1, whose product is annotated as G kinase anchoring protein 1. The transcript has 13 exons. Gene Ontology annotation, cellular component: Golgi apparatus. The coding region runs from base 247 to 1341 and encodes 364 amino acids. Gene Ontology annotation, biological process: signal transduction. The record is from RefSeq and is a predicted model, not a curated record. Lineage: Eukaryota; Metazoa; Chordata; Mammalia; Artiodactyla; Cervidae.
CGCGGAGCGGCGGCGGCGGCGGCGGGGGGGAGGAGGGAGAGGAGGGCCGAGCCGGCGGCCGGGGAGGCCCGGUUUUGAAACCGCUUCUUUGCCAGAGUUCGGUCUCUCCCAGCCCUGUUUCUUUCUCGUGUGUACUUUGCGCGAGUAAGUUUGGGAGCAUCGGUUAACAGCCUAUGGGUGAUAUUUGGCUUUCGUUCGUGCAUGAGGAAUUCUUGACAGAAGUAUUUUGAAAGAAAAAUCUUUACAAUGGCCUCAGCAGUACUUAGUUCUGUUCCCACUACUGCCUCUCGUUUUGCCUUGUUGCAAGUGGAUAGUGGCAGUGGUUCUGAUUCUGAGCCUGGAAAAGGCAAAGGUCGAAAUACUGGAAAGUCUCAAACAAAUAAAUCGACUACAAAUGAGAAAAAAAGAGAGAAAAGAAGAAAAAAGAAGGAACAGCAGCAGAGUGAAGCAAAUGAGCUCAGGAAUCUUGCUUUUAAGAAAAUUCCACAGAAAUCCUCCCAUGCCAUUUGUAAUGCUCAACAUGAGCUUUCGUUAUCAAACCCAGUACAGAAGGAUUCACGAGAAGAAAAUUGGCAAGAGUGGAGACAAAGAGAUGAGCAGCUGACAUCUGAAAUGUUUGAAGCAGAUCUUGAGAAGGCAUUGUUGCUGAGUAAAUUAGAAUAUGAAGAACACAAAAAGGAAUAUGAAAAUGCUGAAAAUGCAUCGACUCAGUCAAAGGUUGUGAAUAAAAAAGACAAAAGAAAGACUCAUCAGGGAAAAGACAAACCUCUCACAAUAUCACUAAAAGAGUUUCAAUCUGAAGAUCACAUUAGUAAAAAGACUGAGGAAUUGAGUUCUUCUCAGACUUUGUCACAUGAUGGAGGAUUCUUCAAUAGACUGGAAGAUGAUGUUCAUAAAAUUCUUACUAGAGAAAAAAGAAGAGAACAGCUAACAGAAUAUAAUGGAACAGAUAAUUACACAGCUCAUGAGCACAACCAGGCAUUAGUUCUAAAAGAUGGAAGAAUUGAAAGAUUAAAGUUGGAACUUGAAAGAAAAGAUGCUGAAAUCCAGAAGCUGAAAAAUGUGAUUGCUCAGUGGGAGGCAAAGUAUAAAGAAGUAAAGGCAAGAAAUGCACAGUUAUUGAAAAUGCUUCAGGAAGGUGAAAUGAAAGAUAAAGCAGAAAUACUUCUGCAAGUUGAUGAAUCACAAAGUAUCAAGAAUGAGCUAACAAUACAGGUAACUUCACUUCAUGCUGCAUUAGAACAAGAAAGAUCUAAAGUGAAAGUGUUACAAGCAGAAUUAGCCAAAUAUCAGGGUGGCAGAAAAGGGAAAAGAAACUCUGAAUCCGACCAGUAUAGGUGAUUCCAUUAGCCUUUGAGGUCAACACAAAAGGAAAACUUUCAGGGUUUUACAAAAAUGUAUAUAUUUAAUGCUGUGCAACUGCUGAACUAUGCAGUUUUUGUUGAAGAAAUUUAAAAUGAUUAGCUCACUAACUGUAUAAUUUUAUGUCCUUUUGGCUUAAAGUGAAAAGAAGAAAAACAGAAUUCCAGCAGAACUCACUGAUUAUUGUAUACUAUUCAUACUUCUUAUCACUUUAGUUUUUCAUCAGUCAAUAAAAUUAAUUUACUCUUCCA